UAAUCUACAUCUUUUAAUUCAAGAUCCACUAUUUACUGGAAAAUAAAAGCACCAUCUUGGCAGAAUCUUACGUGUCACACGAUUUCUUUCGCAUCAUUCAGUUAUGGAUUUUUAUGUUUUAAGUUUCAGUUUUAAUUGUGUCAAAUAAGUCAAAAGAAUGGAUAAGAGUAGUAAAGGUUUUGGAUGGAAUGACCUAAAUAUCCCACCCACAUCUACAGGACCAAGAGAUGAGAAAUCAAGUUUAAAACAUAUAGGUGUUCUUUUCAAUCUCGCAACACCGAUAGCUCUUGGAUAUGUGUAUUGGAAGUGCCAGCAGGAAAAGACCAAAUUGAAGACCCAACACUCUGAAGAAGUUCAAGCCUUCAAGAAACAUCUUGAAUCAGUGGCAAGUCAACAGGGCUACGUUAAAGCAUCUACAUUUGUCAGUACUAUUGAUGAAGCCCUCAGAGAAGAAGAAAACAAAUCUAAAGAAAUGUUAGAAGAACUCCACAAGGUUGAGCAUCAAAUUAAGAGCAUCUUGGACAUCCGCUGUAGCCGAAUAAACCCAUGGAAAACCAGAGAGAGAAGAGAAAAGCAAGAGCGAGACAUUCUUAAAAAUUCACUGACUGGUAUAUUGGCUCCACUAGAAAUGUAUGAUGGGCUUCAGCAUAUAUUUCAUUAUGAUCACUUACACUGUGGUGGUGGAUUUCACAAGAAUGGACAGUUGUAUCGUGUAUGGAUUAUUCAUUGGAGGUCUUUAAUAAUAGCCCAUAGAGAUCGUGCUAUUAAACAACAGAUAGAGAAAUUGAAGGCAACUCAUGGAUAGUUAUGUGUUAAAAACAUGUAAUGUUUGUUUAAAAUAUAUAUAUAUACAUCUUAUUGAUUUUUAGAUUAUGAAAAUUAUGUUAGGAUGAGUUGAAUGAACUUCAAAUGUAUAGUUUAAAGGUAAUUCAUUACUGUGUAAAAGUAUUUUAAGAAAAGAUUUUGAUUUUUGCUUCAGUUGGAGAACUAAUAAGACUAUGGUGUGUGUGUGUGAAGUUAUUUUCAGUAGAUUAAAUGCUAUUUUCUUUGAAUACAUGAUAACUCAAUAGUAAUAAAUAAUGUAGUAGACUUCCAUUUAUGUAGGUAAUAAAUUUAUGUAUUUAAUA
Molecule: messenger RNA, 1127 nt
Organism: Limulus polyphemus (Atlantic horseshoe crab)
Lineage: Eukaryota; Metazoa; Arthropoda; Merostomata; Xiphosura; Limulidae
Exons: 3
Coding region: 158-805 (215 amino acids)
Source: RefSeq, a predicted model, not a curated record